AUGGAACAGCGCAGAACCCACAAAGGAGUAGACGAUCAACAAUAUAAAUACAUACACAAGUUAAUCCAAACAAAAGUACUUGAAGCGGAAGAAAAAUGGAUGGUUGACCAAUGCAUUGCGAUAGAAGAGUUUGAGGCCAGAUAUGAUUAUUUUAAUGUGCAUAGGAAAGUCAGGGAAAUAACGGGUACUUUUAAAACACGAAACAUGAACUGUAACGUUUUACUGGAUGAUCAGGGAAAUCCUGCUAAAACAAUUGAAGAUAAACUUAAUACUUGGCAAAAUUAUAUAACAACACUAUUCCAUGACGUUAGACCUGCUCUAGAAUCAAGUUCAUGUGGAAAUUUAGACUUGUAUUUAAAAAUGAAACAAAGGACGCGUCUUAUGCACAGUGGGGAUGACCUGAUCCCAAAUAUGAAUGGUUUAAAGGACAGUGAAAAUUUUCCCAGCGAGAUUCAGCUGUAUAGAAUAAAGCCACAAGACCACUUCAUUGAAGCUCAAGUUCAAGAAGGCGAUACAUUACAGGCUAUUGCUCUACGGUUUCAUUGUUCUAUUUCAGAAUUGAAGAGGAUCAACAAUAUUCAUAAAGACAAUGAAAUAUUUGCAAGACGGACCAUUAAAGUGCCUGUCACACCAUACUCAGUGCUCACAGAACUUGUCCCCACACAACCAUCACCACAGCCAAUUCCUUCAACAUCAAACCAAGAUUCAACGAGCCUCAUGAUGCAUAAUUUGGUUCAAAAUCCUGUAGAAAAUAAAUUACAUCUGCAAAGUGAUAUUUCCAAUGGAACAGAUACAAAGGAUGGUGACUUUGCAAUUGAUUGCAACACAGUAGUUUUAAAUAGCACAUUGACUCCAUCUGUAGUUCCUUAUACAGAUGCAGAACAAAGUGAAUAUGUAUCAGAAGAUACUCAGCUAUUGCCCAACAAACCCAAGGUUCCUGUUGAAGCUGUGGUCGUAAAACAAUUAACAUCACAAGGAGCAGAUUUUGGAUUAAAGUGGUACCAUCUUAUUUGUUGCUUACUUGUUUUGGGGGUUGUGACACCACUCCUAUAUGUAAUGUUUUAUUUGUCUAAGCCUUUACAUCCAAGCCGA
Messenger RNA from Brenthis ino (lesser marbled fritillary), 1092 nucleotides. The record is from the annotation of a GenBank genome assembly. NCBI's taxonomy places the organism in Eukaryota, Metazoa, Arthropoda, Insecta, Lepidoptera, Nymphalidae.